UUAACGCUAAUUAGAGAGAUAAAUGGAGUUAAUUAGAAGAAGAAAAGCACCCGAAAAUGAAAUUCAUCAGCAUGACAUAACAGACGAUGAAGAUGAUAAGAAAAUUAAGAAUAGUAACGUUAGAACCAAGCAGAAAUGGUCAUGUAUUGAUAGUUGUUGUUGGUUUGUAGGAUGCAUAUGCACUGUGUGGUGGAUUUUGUUAUUUUCAUACAAUGCAAUGCCAGCGUCUUUUCCUCAGUACGUAACAGAGGCGAUUAAUGGGCCAGUAGCUGAUCCCCCUGGUGUUAAGUUACGAAAAGAAGGAUUAAUGGCUAAACAUCCAGUAGUUUUUGUUCCUGGAAUUGUUACUUGUGGCCUUGAGUUAUGGGAAGGACAUCAAUGUGCUGACGGAUUGUUUCGAAAACGGCUCUGGGGUGGCACUUUUGGAGAAGUAUACAAAAGACCAUUGUGCUGGGUGGAACACAUGUCAUUGGACAAUGAAUCUGGAUUGGAUCCUCCAGGUAUUAGGAUUAGGCCAGUUGCUGGACUUGUUGCUGCUGAUUACUUUGCACCUGGAUAUUUUGUCUGGGCAGUUUUGAUUGCUAAUUUGGCGCAAAUAGGAUAUGAGGAGAAAACAAUGUAUAUGGCUGCAUAUGACUGGAGGCUUUCAUUUCAGAAUACUGAGGUGCGCGACCAGACGCUAAGUCAUAUAAAAAGCAAAAUAGAACUGAUGGUUGCAGCUAAUAAAGGCAAUAAGGCAGUCAUUGUUCCACAUUCUAUGGGGGCUAUAUACUUUCUGCAUUUUAUGAAAUGGGUGGAGACACCGGCUCCGAUGGGUGGUGGGGGUGGUCCUGAUUGGUGUGCCAAGCAUAUUAAAGCAGUGAUGAAUAUUGGCGGGCCAUUUCUUGGUGUUCCUAAAGCACUAGCUUCGCUUUUCUCAGCAGAAGCGCGGGAUAUUGCUGUUGCCAGGGCUAUAGCACCGGCUGUUAUGGACAAGGAUUUAUUUCGUAUUCAAACACUACCGCACUUAAUGAAGAUGCUGCGAACAUGGGAUUCAACCAUGUCUAUGAUACCAAAAGGAGGAGAGACGAUUUGGGGUGGUAUUGACUGGUCACCUGAAGAAGGCUAUUCUCCUUGCAAAAGAAAGCUACGAGACAACAAUAAUCAGAUAUCAAGUCGUAAUGACAAUCAAACGAUAGAAUCUAAAGGAAAAUAUAUUAAUUAUGGAAGGAUGAUAGCAUUUGGAAAGGAUGCAGCACAGAGACAUUCCUCAGAUCUUAAGAGGAUCGACUUCAGAGGUGCAGUGAAGGGCACAAACGUUGCAAAUAACACAUGCGAUGUGUGGACCGAAUACUAUGACAUGGGUGUUGCUGGUAUCAAAGCAGUGGAAGAAUACAAGGUUUAUACAGCUGGUGAUAUUUUGGAUUUGCUCAACUUUGUUGCCCCAAAAAUGAUGGCUCGCGGAGAUGCUCAAUUUUCAUAUGGGAUAGCUGAAGAUUUGGAUGAUCCGAAGUUUUCACACUACAAAUACUGGUCAAAUCCAUUGGAAACAAAGUUACCAAAUGCUCCUGACAUGGAGAUUUAUUCAAUGUAUGGAGUCGGCAUUCCAACUGAAAGAGCAUAUGUUUACAAGCAGACACCAAUAGCACAAUGUCAUAUUCCAUUCCAGAUUGAUACUUCAGCUGAUGAAGGAAAUGAAGGUUGCUUGAAGAAUGGUGUUUUCACUGUUGAUGGCGAUGAGACGGUACCUAUUUUAAGUGCUGGCUUUAUGUGUGCAAAAGGAUGGCGCGGGAAAACUAGGUUUAAUCCUUCAGGGAUCAAGACUUAUUUAAGAGAGUAUGAUCAUGCUCCACCUGCUAAUCUUCUUGAGGGCCGUGGUACUCAGAGCGGUGCACAUGUUGAUAUAAUGGGAAAUUUUGCUUUGAUUGAAGAUAUUAUGAGAGUUGCAGCUGGUGCUACUGGCAAAGAUUUGGGAGGUGAUCAAGUUCACUCAGAUAUAUUUAAAUGGUCUGAGAAGAUCAAUUUACGUCUUUAGGGAACUUUGGUUACGCUGCUUUCUCUUAUAUGGUGACUUAACGACUAGAGUAUCACGUUCAUAUCUAAGUCAUAGUAAUGGUGAUCAUUCUUUUGUUUUGAGGUUCGUCGUGUCAAAAUGCCUGCUUCAUGUAUAAUCAUGAAUUGAUUGAUACGCGUUCAUCUGGAGGCCACACGAACCUCUCCUGUCAAUUAUAUCACUUGAAAAGAUACUCUAUGCUUUAUAGAAUCAUUGGAAACUCUGGAACUAUUGCUGACGAUUGGAGAACCUAGCAAUUGCUUUCGUUUAUUUGAUUAAGUAGAUUAAAUUGUUCACAGAUAGAAUGCAGGAUGCGUUAUGUAUCGCGCAGUGUAAUUUAUCAAAGUUGAAACUUGUUACCCUAAUCAGGAACAAGGAAGUAGACCACCAGCAGGGAUAGAGUUGAUAUUGUACCAUCAUAGCUUUUCAAAAGUUUGGCAUUUUAAUUUUGUUGUAACAUGAACUUGUGGAAUACCUGCUCCAGUGCUCAGUGAAUGAGCAGCUUUUUAGUGAUGGCUUUUGUUCCUUA
Messenger RNA from Nicotiana tabacum (common tobacco), 2561 nucleotides. Its product is annotated as phospholipid:diacylglycerol acyltransferase 1-like. NCBI's taxonomy places the organism in Eukaryota, Viridiplantae, Streptophyta, Magnoliopsida, Solanales, Solanaceae. Gene Ontology annotation, biological process: lipid metabolic process. The record is from RefSeq and is a predicted model, not a curated record.